Messenger RNA from Brugia malayi, 3003 nucleotides. It is a transcript of the gene Bma-daam-1, whose product is annotated as Formin Homology 2 Domain containing protein. Gene Ontology annotation, molecular function: actin binding; small GTPase binding. The record is from RefSeq and is a predicted model, not a curated record. The transcript is spliced from 19 exons. Gene Ontology annotation, biological process: actin cytoskeleton organization; positive regulation of actin filament polymerization. The coding region runs from base 1 to 3003 and encodes 1000 amino acids. Lineage: Eukaryota; Metazoa; Nematoda; Chromadorea; Rhabditida; Onchocercidae.
AUGAUUAAUGCGAUAAAUCGAAUGCUAAAUUGUUUGAAUUGGGUCAGAUCAGGUGACAUCAAAGAAGAGAAAAUGCAUAUUGAGAAGUAUAUUGUGCCACCUGAUCCAUUUCAUAGUUUGGUUUUUACCUUGGAUGCAGCUAAUCUUAAUAAAUGUGAAGUGGAUAUUGCAUUUCCCAGACUUCUCGCAGAGUUAGACUUAUCACCCGAAAAUCAAAAGUUGUUACUCGAUCAGCCAAUUGAAAAGAAAUGUUUAAUGCUCACAGAACAAAAUGCUAUACGAGAUAAAUAUGGCAUAGGUAAUAGUAAAAUAGCAGAGAAAUUCUUGGAGAUUAUUCAAGGAAAUAGUUUAUUAGACAGUGAUAAAAAUCUUUAUGUCUUGGAAGCGCUGUUUAUUUCGUUAAGGACACAAUCACACAGUUAUGUGGAAAAUUUUGUCAAAUUAGGUGGCAGUGGACAUUUAAAAAGUUUACUAAGUGAAUGUUCGAGACGAUCAGGGCUGGAACAGCAUGCAUCUGCUAUUUUACUUUGCUUUCGAGCACUUCUUAAUUCAACGGUUGGUCGGUUGGUUAUUUUAUCAUCGAAUGACACACUUUGUGUCAUUGCGUCGUCCACUUCUCUUCCAAGUGCUAAAUGCAAGGUUUUGUGCUAUGAAAUAUUAGCCGGUAUUUGUUUGAUACCUGAUGGACAUCAAAAAGUGCUGCAUGCAAUAACGGAUGCACAAAGAAUUCUUGGAGAAAGGACGAGAUUUCAACGGUUGGUAGACGAUAUCUACCGGAAUUACGGCAACGAUCGUGAAACUGACCGAGUACGCACAGCUGCGAUGAGCCUAAUUAAUGCAUUAUUAAGCACUGGUCCUGCUGAGAAAUCAUUGGAAUUUCGUAUGCAUUUACGAUUUGAACUAUUAAUGUUAGGAUUGCAUAAUAUCCUGGAACAACUUCGUGCUACUUCGUCAACCGUUUUGGACGAUCAUUUCGAUUUGUUUGAAAUGAGUAGACAAGAGGAUGAGCAGCAUUUUGCCAGGAGAGACUCGGGGACAUCAACACCAAUUGAUGUGGAAAAUCCAACAGAUAUCAUUGAUAUAUUAAUGGAACGAUUGAAUAAUACCAUUGCAAUGCCUCAUUUCAUUUCCAUUUUGCAGCAUCUUAUGCUUGUAUCAUCCGAUCAUAAACAUACCCAUAUAUGGAGACUACUCGAUAUUGUACUACAACAGUUAGUAUUACAUGCAAAAAUGGAAGUUUGUACAGAUUUGCAAGAACCUGUCAUAAGCAUAGAUAUAAAUAAAACUUUAUCCAGAUUACAUACACAGCAUGAAUAUGAAAAUCUUGAAAGGAUGUAUAAUGAAUUGGAAGAAGAAUUACGAAAAGAGAGAAUGAAUGUGAUUGAAUUGCAAAAUCGCCUGGCUGAUUGCGAUUUGCGCUCCAUUUAUUCCAGAACUAGCGCAGAUUCGACAGAUUCGACAUUUCCGUCCGAUCCUUGUGAAUCUCCAAGUCCAUCAUCAUCUUCGGUACCACCGAUAUGUCCACCGUUACUACCUCCACCACCACCGCCACCAUCACUACUACAGCUUAGCAUGCAUCGUGAUCGAACUGUACCGGAAGCAAUCGGCGCAAAUGAAAAUACAAAAAAGAUACCGAAAUCAACAGCACAACUGAAAACGCUUAAUUGGAUAAAAAUUCCUAAAGAUAGAAUUUUUGGCACUGUUUGGGAGAAUAUUAAUGAGGAAAAAUUGUAUGAAAAGUUAGAUCUCGAAGAUGUUACACAAAAUUUUUCAAUUAGCAAGAUAUCGAUUGAUGAAAUGGAAUCAGUAAGUGAAACAUUACGUAGACAGCAUCGUGCCGAAACAUCCAUUUCCGUCAUCGAACCUCGUCGUGCCCAAAAUUGCACGAUUAUGCUAUCGAAGCUUCGGUUAUCAAAUAAACAAAUUAAGCAUGCCAUUUUGUCAAUGGAUCAAUAUGGCGAAUUACCACGUGAUAUGAUCGAACAAAUGUUAAAAUUUUUGCCGACUAAAGAAGAAAUUAUGAAAAUACGCGAAAUCGUGGAUAAAUACAAAACUGUCAAUGUAUUAUCAGUAGCAGAUCGAUUCUUUUAUGAAAUUAGCAAUGUUCCGCGACACGAAGAACGCUUGCGUUGUUUGCAUAUUAUUAGUACCUAUCGAGAACGCAUCAAUGAUGUUUCUAAUACUGUUGAAACAGUAACAAAUGCUUCAACAGCUGUAAUAGGCAACAAACGUUUAAGACAACUUUUACGUAUAAUUCUAGCAGUAGGCAACAUUCUGAAUUGUGGAAAACGUAAUGGAAAUGCUUAUGGAUUCACAUUAGCUUCGUUGCGAUUACUCACAGACGUACGAAAUUCAUUACGUUCCGAUCGUAACUUACUGCACUAUAUCGUUGAGCAAUUCGAAAACAAGAAGUCAGAUGUACUAGGCCUGAAACGUGACCUAGAAAGUGUCUAUCAGGCUGCUAGGCACAGUCGUAAAGAAAUGGAACAAGAACUGUGUGCUUUACGUAAAUCAAUCAAAAUUGCAACGGAAGCGUUAAAAGAUACCGAAACAAUAAAUGAAGACGAAACGUGGAAUAACAAACGUGACAAGAACGUGGAUCGUUUUGUAGAAGUGCUGAAGGAUUUCCUGAAUUCUGCUGAAAAUGAUUUUGCACAAGUUGAGAAGCAAUAUGGUGAUAUGGAUACCAAGUUCCGGGUAUGUGUGAGGAUGUUUGCAGAAGAACCGAGAAACACUUCACCGGAUGAUUUCUUCGGUAUAAUCUCGAAAUUUUUAACUGCACUAACCGAAUGUCAUCAACAGAUUUGGGAAGAGCGUGAAAAUUUGGAACGACUUAAAAAGCAAACAAUGGCACGAUCAAUACUGUCUAAAAGAUCUCGACAACGUGACAAUCAUAGUCGUAACUUUGAUCAAUUAGUUACAGCGUUACAAAGUGGUGAAAUAUUUUCCGAAGAAUUGACACGUCUAAGGACGUCAUUUCGUUCACGGAAGAAAUUAGCCUAG